AAUCUGUCAAAUAAAAAUGUAGUAAAAAACCUCAAAAGACCGAAGGUCUACAUUUAUAAAUCUGCUGAUGGUAGUUCUAUGAGUUAAUGUUAGCGAGUAUGUGGCACAGCAUGUGUUUGUACAGAUUUAGACACGUUUUUACCACUAUUUGGUAGAAAAAAGGCUACUAAAAGCCAGUCAGGUUCAAAUGUAGCUGUCCUUCAUACCUUUAAUAACAAUGUGCUAAAAUUUUGUUUCAUAUAUCUUAAAAAACGUAUACUUUUCAGUAUACUAGUUUAUAUCAGUAUAUUGAUUUAAUGUUAGGAUUCUAUCAUACAGUUCAUUACAUUUCAUCGUUUCCCACAGUGUAUUAUAAGCCCUGAGGCCAUCAUUCUUUAUUUGUUGCCCCACCAGGCUAAGCAUUGUUUAUUUAUUUAAGUCUUUGUAAAACGUUUGCAUUUUCUAUGACUUUAUAGUUAUUGUUCAUGUAUUAAUCUUCCAAUCUUUCAAUAACACAUAAUUCUCAAAAUGUAAUUUCAAAUUUCCCGUCAACUUUUAACAUUUUUUAUCUCAGAAACAUGACCAGCUACAGGAUGACUGACUGUCAUAAAACUCAACCACCGGGCUUACCAUGUUUUCUGGGGGAUACCCUGCAAGCACAAUGCAUGCUAAUAUUUAUUUAUCACAUACCAGAAAAAACAGCUACCUUCUGUUUAUUCAUAGUCAUGGUUGUAUUUUCUGUCUUUGUUUUAGGUUCAAUGUCAAGAAGAGAGAGAACACAUAUCCCGGAGGAAGCGAAGGUCUUCCUCCAGAAAGCCUAUAAAGAAGGGAUGACCAGGGUGGGAUCUCCACUGGUUGGAGCGGCAUCCCAGGCCACUGGCUUGCCACCGUUUGUCAUUGAUAACUGGAUUGGAAACUAUAGAAGAAAAAAACCAUCUUCUUCUCAACCUAAAAACAAGAAGUUAUACACCAAGGACCUGUCUGGUUACAACCUGUUCUGCAGGGAUCAGUUAAAGAACAAGGGAAGCCUGAAAGAUAUUACGCAGAAAUGGUCCACUUUGGCAGAAGAGCAGAAGAGGCAAUAUGUGGAGGAGGCAGCAGCUCUAAAAGUUCAGCGCACUUCAGAUGACAUGAGCCCAGAUAUGCGAUGCCUGAAAUUGAAGAAGCACCUAAAGCAGAUGAAAAUAGAGGUUGCCAGUCUUGAGAAGCUUGGUGUAGAGACUGGUGUAAUGAUGUAUGACCAUCAAAAGCCUUUCUUAGAAGUCCUAGAAGUGAGCAGCAAAGGUGCUUCUUCGUUCUUCGACAGUACCGACGUACUGGACAACUUUGCACUGCAUUUCAAAGGAAAAUCAUCAUCUACUUCUGCUGCAAAAGAACCGGUUGAUCAAAUGGUUAAGAAAGUGCAGGGGCUCUUCAACAGGAAAUACAAUGAAGCGGGAGGCAGAGGAAGGCUCCCGUACAUCUCCAUUCAAAAUGAAAGCAUAAUUAUCAACGCUUUUGGUCUACCUGAUGGCAUCACUCUCAAAAAACCAUGCCACUAUGGACGUAAACAGUUAGAAGUCAUUUUAAAUAAUGCGGCGAACAUUUCCUUUAAAAUUAAUGAAAAGACUGUUGAAGAAUCAGUUGUAACAUCUGACACUGGAGUGGUGAUAACUGCAAAUGACCCCGGGAGGACAAUUAGGACACCAACUGUGGAAGACAUUUUGAAUGGAAUGUGUGCAAAUGAUGAGCGGAGCGUAACAGAGCCUAUGGGUUUGACGGAAGUGCUGUCAAGAGAACCGACUACACAUGAUACUACGGAUGUUUGCAACAUCUGCCACUGUCUGUUCAGUGAUGAUAAAAAAAAUGCCAAGAAGAAGUGGCGUGAGUGGCGACGUUGCAACACAUGUGAGCAGUGGUCACACCUGGCAUGUGGAUUCAAGAAAAACUUGUGUCGUCAUUGUCAGACCCCCUAGAAGUUGAGCCUUGUUAUGUCUUUCAAUGUUAGCAUUUCCUGUAGUUUGUCUUAAACAAUUGAUAAAUGUGCAAUGUUCAAUAAAAGCUUUUGUAUUGAAAA
Molecule: messenger RNA, 2035 nt
Organism: Fundulus heteroclitus (mummichog)
Lineage: Eukaryota; Metazoa; Chordata; Actinopteri; Cyprinodontiformes; Fundulidae
Exons: 11
Coding region: 558-1934 (458 amino acids)
Cellular component (GO): nucleus
Molecular function (GO): DNA-binding transcription factor activity
Source: RefSeq, a predicted model, not a curated record